GAUUGAGAGCCAAAGAAGCACAAACUGGAAAUGCAUUGAAAGAAAGAGAUGAUGCUGUUGCUCAACUGGAUUCUUUCAAAGCUAAAGUGAAUGACCUGGCCCAGGAAUUGGAAACUACAAGGAAAGCUCUGGAAUCGGAAACAUUGCAAAGAAUCGAAUAUCAAAACAAACUUUAAUCACUACAAGAAGAUUUGCAAUUUAAAAAGAAGCUGUGGAAGGAGGAAGUUCGAGAAUCUCGUAGACGUCAUGAUGUUAGUGUGACAGAAAUUGAUAAAAAGAUCAAAGUCGAUUAUGAAAGUCGAUUGGAAGCUGCGAUUGCCGAUCUUCGUGACCAGCAAAAUUAUGAAAUCGACCAAAUGAGAGAUGAUUUGGAAGGUCAAUACAAAUCGAAGUUCUCCUGAACUGGUAAGAUAGAACAAUUCAAUCGCCAAAAAAUGAAUCAGCAGCAUCAUGACAAAUGUUCUCUGGAUAUUGAAACCAUCAACAAAAAGAUAAAGUUUGAAUGUGAGGUAUGCGGGAAACAAUACUCUACGAAAGGCACCAUGAAUCAACACCUCAAAAAACAUUUUGCGAAGAAGACUCAUGAAUGUACUGCUUGCGGAAAAAGAUUUAUAUUCAAACGUUACCUGGAUAAACACAUUGUUUCCCACGCCCAUCCAGACUUGAAACCGCAUGAAUGUGGAAUAUGCAAGAAAAAAUUUUCUGUUUUAAGUGGCUUGAAAACACAUCUACUCAUUCAUUCGGAAAACAGAAAGUACCAUACAUGUGAAAUAUGUGGGAAAAAAUUGACAAGUAUGAGAAAUCUGAAAGAACACAUGUUAAGUCAUAUUGGUGUCAAAUUACAUAAAUGUGAAAUAUGCGAAAAGAAACUUACUACUGCUGGUGGUUUGAAAGUGCACUUGAGAACUCAUUCGAAAGAAAAGCCGUAUGCGUGUGAGACAUGUGGAAAAACGUUUAGUCGUAGCAGUAACCACAACAGACAUUCGAAAAACCAUACUGACAAGAGAGGAUAUAAAUGUGAAAUUUGUUCGAAAAUAUUUAGUUGGAAAAGCAGUCUCAAAUUGCAUAUGGGAACCCACAUCGGUGACAAGAGGUAUCAAUGUGAAAUAUGUGGAAAAUAUUUGACUGGAACUCGUAGUUUAAAUCGUCAUCAAGUUGUUCAUAGUGCAGAAAGAAAUCAUAAUUGUCCAUUGUGUGACAAAUCAUUUAAGCGUGCAGACGAUGUGGAUAAACAUUUGCGUGUGCACACUAGUUAGAGGAACAUUGAAUGCAAAAUAUGCGGGAAGAAAUUUAACAGCUCAUAUAACGAGAAAAGGCACAUGAUAAUUCAUAUUACAAAGGGAAAAUUUUUGAAAUGCGGACUGUGCGCAAAAAUGUUCAAACAACCCUCACAUGUACCGGUCCAGACUGGCCCAAAAGUUCAUAAAUGUGAAAUAUGUACAAAAUCGUUUAGAUUAGAACAAUUUCAUGUUUAAAAAAGCAUGUGUAUGUGCACAGCAUCUCCAAAAACUUUAAAUGUGAAGUGUGUGCGAAAAGAUACAAGCACCCUGCGAGUCUAUAUAGACAUUCACUCCUUCAUGCUGACGUAAAACGAAAAGAAUAAAGACUUCUACAUUCUUUAGAAAUGCCCUUCUCUGUACUGGCCAAUGUGGGACGUGUAUCCGCUUCACAAGUGUCGCGAAGAAGGCUCUGUAUGUUUUAUGUGCAUUACUGUUUUUGAUUUCGACCGUGUAACUGUUUUAAGAUUUGAUUGUACAUUUUUGUAAUUCAAACAAUUUGGCAUAACAAA
Molecule: messenger RNA, 1789 nt
Organism: Styela clava
Lineage: Eukaryota; Metazoa; Chordata; Ascidiacea; Stolidobranchia; Styelidae
Source: RefSeq, a predicted model, not a curated record